Molecule: messenger RNA, 2519 nt
Organism: Effrenium voratum
Lineage: Eukaryota; Dinophyceae; Suessiales; Symbiodiniaceae
Source: the annotation of a GenBank genome assembly
AGCCCUCCGUCUUUGUGGAAAGCGCUUUUUCAUUUGGCCAUGCGGGCGCUGUGGCUCCUAUUGGCCCUGGCAGCGGCAGAGCCGGUUUUAGAGGCCGAUGACGAGUGUCAGGCUGAGGGCUGCGCCUUGAACGCCCUGCAGGUCCGAAAGAGAAAGGUGGAUGAGGAGCAGGGCUGUCAUGACGUUGUCCCAGGCGAAGGGGGGCCCUGCUGGCGGGCGAUCAUGUGGGCCAAGAAUGUGGGCAUGCCGAGGCACCCCCAGUGGUACGCCGGCAUGACGGAGGAUUCCCCGCUCUGGAAGUUUCAGUUCAUGGCCUGGAACACCACGCACCCCAGCUGCCCUCGGCCCUGCAAUGUGCCCUCGCCGGGUGCCUGGUGCAAGAACGCGGUGGCGCCUCGUCUCUGGAAGCCCGCAGCUGCUGGCGCGCCCAUCCAGAUCAAGGCUCUCUCCUACAACCUCUUCUGGUGGCACCUCUUCAAGGUGGAGGGUGGUCGCGGCGACAGCGCGGGGCACCUCAUCCAGCGGAACUCCGAGCCACACUUCGACGUGAUGGGCUUCCAGGAGUGCGAAGAUCCCGUGCGCGUGCUGGGCCCCGUGGGUCUCCUAGAGCAUUACGAGGCCUUCCAGGCCACCCACGCCAUUUGCAUGGCCUACCGGAAGGACACCUGGUCCUUGAUCCAGAAGGGUGAGACUGAUGUGGCGGAAGACAUGCGCACAGAGUACUACGGCACCCGCGGCACACAGUGGAUGCGGCUGCAGCAUAAGGCCAGCGGGCGGCACCUCUUCUUCGUGAACCACCACGGGCCGCUGUCCGUGAACAGCGGGGGGCUCUGCGGGGGCCAGGCCACCGCUUACAACAUCCUCCAGGUCAUGGCAAAAAAUGCCCAGGUGGGGGAUGUGCUGAUGCUGGUGGGUGACUUCAACGCCAACGCCGCCUCGCGCACCCUCCAGUCCCUGUGGCCGCACCUGCACCACGUGUACAACAGCCGCUCCUUUGGCGGGGUGGACAACAUUUUCGCCAACGUGGACCAGGCCAGCGUGCUGAGCACAAAGGACAUCGGCUCAGGGGGCAGCGACCACGAGGCAAUCGAAGUGUUGCUGCGAGUGGGGCCGCCGGCAGAAGAGGCUGCACCUGAGCCCAAGCCCGUGGAGCCGGUGGCGGAACCGGCAGCAGAACCGGCGGCGGAACCGGCGGCGGAACCGGCGGAGGAACCGGCGGCGGAGCCGGCGGCGGAACCGGCGGCGGUGCCGGCGGCGGAACCGGCGGCGGUGCCGGUGGCGGCGGUGCCGGCGGCGGCGGCCAACACAGCGGAGGCCGCGCCAGAGGGCGAAGCGGAGCCGACGGCGACGGCGCAGAAAGCGGAGGCGAGAGAUUUGGCGGCUUGCCAUACUGCGGUGCCAGGCGAGGACUGCUACAACGAGGUGCAGUGGGCCAUAACAGACGGCAUCAACGGCCACCCGGAUUGGUACCCGGGGCUGAACCCCUACAGCGGCGUGGAAAGCUUCCAAGAGGUUGUGCACCAGACCAACCCAGACAAGUGUCCAAUGCCCUGCGGCGUGCUGGGAUCGAAGAUGCAGGCGAAAGCUUCGGCGCCGAGUUGCCACACCACGGUGCCAGGCGAGGCUUGCUGGAAGGAGGUGCAGUGGGCCAUGGUGGACGGCAUCAACGGCCACCCGGAUUGGUACCCGGGGCUGACCCCCUACAGCGGCGUGGAAAGCUUCCAGGAGAUGGUGCACCAGACCACCCCGGACAAGUGUCCGAUGCCCUGCGGCGUGCUGGGAGCCGAGAAGAAGAUGGUGGGCCCCACCUUCUCUGUGGACGUGCUGGAGGCGGCCAAGGGCUCGGACGGGUGCCUCAUCGAGCCCCAGACGGAGUAUGAGGUGGAGGGCUGGAGCGAGCUCCGGAAGGGCGUCACGGACCCCCGGGUCUGCUGCCGCUUGUGCCAACAGCACGGGGGCUGCCUCGCUUGGGUGUGGACCGAAUGGGCGGAGAAGUCCCACGAUUUCGGCUGUUUCCUGAAGGGCGGGAAGGUCACCAGCAAAGCGUACAAGGACGGCUCGGUGUCUGGCCUCCCCAAGACUGAGGCCAUCCAUGAAGCGCAGCGGGUGAUGCAGACGACCCGGACCUUCCAAUUGGGCGCGACGGGCGGCCAGUGAUCCAGUCGGCAGAUGGCCGGUGAAGCGAACGCCGGCCUGGUUUUAAGAGGGCCGGGCCGCUUUGGGGGGCGGUGUGGAUGGCAGGCCCCUUUUCCCGUGGAUUUCAAAACUCCAAAGUGGCCUGGGCCACGAGGGCCCUGCAUGUGUGUCAGUUGGUGGUGCCAUUUGGCUUCAAAAUGCUCAAAUUCCAAACUCGGUCCUUGAUGGCCUUUGAGAUGAGCAAAAAUGCCCCUGCCUUGUGGGCUGCAUUGGGGCUCUCUUGCGGCCGGGCAAGUGGCAGAAACUUACCGCAUUGCCCGGCCACUGGCUGUUUCGCUGCUCCGCUGUGUAGGAACGCCUCGAUUCUGGAUCCUCAUUGGCAA